GCCGCCUCUGCCGCCGAGAGUAAGGAAGCGCGAGAGCCGGGCGCCCGGCUGUCAGUGAGCGUGGGGCCAGCCAGCGAGUGAGCGGCUCCGCUCCCGCUCCGCGCCGCUCCGCCCGACUCUCCCCGGCCGCCGCCGCUGCCGCCGCACCUCCUCACAGCGACCUCCACCGCCGGCCCGCGCCCCUCGCCCGGGGUCGCCCUCGCCCCGCUGCUCCGCCCCCGCCCACCCGGCCCUCCCGGGCUGCUGCUCCCCGGCGGAGGCAAGAGGUGGUUGGGGGGGACCAUGGCUGACGUUUUCUCGGCCAACGACUCCACGACGCCUCUGGACGUGGCCAACCGCUUCGCCCGCAAAGGGGCGCUGAGGCAGAAGAACGUGCACGAGGUGAAGGACCACAAAUUCAUCGCCCGCUUCUUCAAGCAGCCCACCUUCUGCAGCCACUGCACCGACUUCAUCUGGGGGUUUGGGAAACAAGGUUUCCAGUGCCAAGUUUGCUGUUUUGUGGUUCACAAGAGGUGCCAUGAAUUCGUUACUUUUUCUUGUCCGGGUGCGGACAAGGGACCCGACACCGAUGACCCCCGGAGCAAGCACAAGUUCAAAAUCCACACCUAUGGAAGCCCCACCUUCUGUGACCACUGCGGGUCGCUGCUGUACGGGCUCAUCCACCAGGGGAUGAAAUGCGACACCUGUGAUAUGAACGUGCACAAGCAGUGUGUGAUCAACGUGCCCAGCCUCUGUGGGAUGGACCACACGGAGAAGAGGGGCCGGAUCUACCUGAAGGCGGAGGUCACCGACGAAAAGCUCCACGUCACAGUACAAGAUGCGAAAAAUCUAAUCCCCAUGGAUCCAAAUGGACUUUCAGACCCGUACGUGAAGCUCAAGCUCAUUCCUGAUCCCAAGAAUGAAAGCAAACAAAAAACCAAAACCAUCCGCUCCACACUAAACCCCCAGUGGAACGAGUCCUUCACGUUCAAAUUGAAACCUUCAGAUAAAGACCGGCGGCUGUCCAUAGAAAUCUGGGACUGGGACCGGACGACAAGGAACGACUUCAUGGGGUCGCUUUCCUUCGGCGUUUCGGAGCUGAUGAAGAUGCCGGCCAGUGGAUGGUACAAGCUGCUGAACCAAGAAGAAGGGGAGUACUACAACGUACCCAUUCCAGAAGGGGACGAGGAGGGGAACGCGGAGCUCAGGCAGAAGUUCGAGAAAGCCAAGCUUGGCCCCGCUGGGAACAGAGCGUACGGCCCCUCGCCAGACAGGAGACUUUCCAACAACCUGGACCGCGUGAAGCUCACCGACUUCAAUUUCCUCAUGGUGCUGGGGAAGGGGAGUUUUGGGAAGGUGAUGCUGGCGGACAGGAAGGGCACAGAAGAGCUCUACGCCAUCAAAAUCCUGAAGAAGGACGUGGUGAUCCAGGACGACGACGUGGAGUGCACCAUGGUGGAGAAGCGCGUGCUGGCCCUGCUGGACAAGCCCCCGUUCCUGACGCAGCUGCACUCCUGCUUCCAGACCGUGGAUCGGCUGUACUUCGUCAUGGAAUAUGUCAACGGCGGGGACCUCAUGUACCACAUCCAGCAAGUAGGAAAAUUUAAGGAGCCACAAGCAGUAUUCUAUGCAGCAGAGAUUUCCAUUGGACUGUUCUUCCUUCAUAAACGAGGAAUCAUUUAUAGGGACCUGAAGUUAGACAACGUCAUGCUGGACUCGGAGGGGCACAUCAAGAUCGCCGACUUCGGGAUGUGCAAGGAGCACAUGAUGGACGGCGUCACGACCAGGACCUUCUGUGGGACCCCAGACUACAUCGCCCCGGAGAUAAUCGCUUAUCAGCCGUACGGGAAGUCCGUGGACUGGUGGGCCUAUGGCGUCCUGUUAUAUGAAAUGCUGGCUGGGCAGCCUCCAUUUGACGGCGAGGACGAGGACGAACUCUUUCAGUCUAUCAUGGAGCACAACGUCUCUUACCCCAAAUCCUUGUCCAAGGAGGCCGUCUCCAUCUGCAAGGGACUGAUGACCAAGCACCCGGGCAAGCGGCUGGGCUGCGGGCCCGAGGGCGAGCGGGACGUGCGCGAACACGCCUUCUUCCGGAGGAUCGACUGGGAGAAGCUGGAGAACAGGGAGAUCCAGCCGCCCUUCAAGCCCAAAGUGUGUGGCAAAGGCGCGGAAAACUUCGACAAGUUCUUCACACGCGGGCAGCCCGUCCUAACGCCGCCCGACCAGCUGGUCAUCGCUAACAUCGACCAGGCUGAUUUCGAAGGGUUCUCGUAUGUCAACCCCCAGUUUGUGCACCCCAUCCUACAGAGCCCAGUAUGAAGCUCGCCCACGAGAACACACGCCUCCCCUGCCCCCGCCCCACCCCGCGCCCCUCCCGCAGUGGGAACUGAUCCUUCACCCGACACUUCAAGGCCGAGGCCUUGUUUCUCGGUCCAGGCGGAGGCCAGAAAGAUCGUACGGUUGUUAGUCCAAACGUGACCUCCCGUUCAGGGCCUUUCUCUUACAACCAAGAACCUUAUCUUAGCGGAAGAGAACACAGAGCUCAGCGUCCAGUUUCGUCAUGUGGAGGCCGCCUCCGGCGUAGGGCAGCCCUUCCUGGAAAGCAAACAGACUCUUGCCCCUUUUUGGUACGAUUUGAUACGUUUCCCCGUCCUGUCGGUUCUCACCAUCAGAAUCCUGCCCCCGCCCCAACCAGAGCUGUGGGCCGGACACGGCCCCACCCAGGCGCCUUGGGAAGGAGACAGGGACCCAGAGAGCAGAGAGCGAGCCGGGCGGGUGGGGGUGGGCCGGCGCGGAGCACCUGCCCUUCGUUCUCCAUGGAAAGAGUCGCCCGUUGCCAGCUCCCUGUUCCCAGACGUUGACAGUCAUGACCCCAUCACGGCCCGGCGGUUACCGGAUUUUUUAAGAAAAGAGAGGAAGCCUCGGGUGGGUGUCCGUGGGCCUGUCGUCUCGUCCCCACGCGGUCGCUCCCCGUCGUGAUGCCUGCAUUUCUUUGUAAGAGGCCAAACCUUCUAAGGACUUUGCACAGGACGUCACUUCCCAUCCAGGACACACCAGUGCGUGUGUGUGUGCGUGUGCGCGUCCGUGUUAACCUCUGGGAGAUGACGCUGAGAUCUGAUCGGGGUGCCAUCCGCCACACCACCACGCACCAGUGUUGUUAGCCAACCCUCCUCCCCCCACCCCCACAUAUACCCAUGUUUUGCUACCUGCUUCCUAGGGAGCGAAGUGUACGCCCGCCCCUUUUGUAUUUAUUUAUUGACUAGGCUGCGGUGUCGUGUAGGGGAGUACGAUGUACAGUAACUUAAAGUGUUGACUUGAGACUCGGUCCCUCCCGUCUCUGGCCCUGACAUCCCCUGAGGGAUGAAAAACAAUCCGGCUUCGGCCCCCACGUCCGGCUCGUGCCGAAUGACCCACCUGAGGCUGUAGAAUCAGGAGACCUGGCCGCGCAUCCGCUCAGAGAUGCUGUCUUGCGAGAAGGGUUUUCCUGUGUUUUGCAGAUGCAUCAUGCAAUGAAGUCUGCAUGUGUCUGAUAAACCUGCAUCACAAGCGAAUCUAUACACUGAUACAAGCGUAUCAAGCAUAUGGAGAGUAUUACCCUAAUUUCAUAAGAGAAAAUUGUGCUAUACUCGUGAAGGCUCUUGUUUCUAACCUGCUUCUGUGAUUAAGUUUUAGUAAAUUCGUUGCUGCCCCGCUUCCUCUCCCCUCCCCGACCCCGUGUGCCCCCUGCGCAUUGCCUCUGUAUCGGACAUACUGAUUUUUUAACAUAGAUCUAAUUUCAGAAAUGAAUGGCUACUUUACCUGAUUAAUUAGCUAUAUAUAUGUAUUUGAUUCUACCUGCAAAAGGAAGCUUUGGGGGAUUAUAUUUGGGAAGAGAUUGUCUCUUAGCUUCUUGCACCAGCUUCUGUGCGGUGCUGUGUCCCUCUUCCUCCCGGGGAAGCGGGGAUGUCGGACUCCAGUGCGAGCAGAGGUGGUGUGAUCACAGCCCCCCCACCCCCAGUCCUUUCAGCCUCGUUGCUGUGUGUGACUCAGGGAGGGGGGAGGGUGCCCCUGCUGAUCCGUGUGCGUGGCCACACCAGACGCCUCGUGCCCUGGAGGGACCGCACGCCUGCUCCUCACGUGCAGACUUCCCGAGACAGACUGUCCCUGGAGCUCCCAGCGGACCCUUUUGGAGGCUGCAGGGCCCCCCAGCUGCCCUGGAACCAGCCGGGAGCCCUCUGUGGGGGGCAGCAUCCCAGGCCAGGCCCUCGAGGAGCCGGCCUCUGGGCAGAAAGAACGUCCAGAAUGGAAGCCACCUCGUCCCGCCAGGGUUUGCGUCUCUCCUGGUUCCCGGGAGCAGCUCCAGGCUGAGUGCCUCCUCGACGUGGUUCUGCUGUUUGUCUGAUGUUGGUGGGACGCACGCCCACUGAGGGGCUUUGAGCUGGGGAGUGGGGGCGUGUCUGUCCUGGGAAGGAAGGGAGGGGGGUGGGGAGCAGGUCAGCCCCAGAAAGAGCAACUCCUCAGCCGCCUCGGAUGGGCUGUGGACUUCAGAGCGGCGGUCCUGCUGGUCAGCGCACGUGUGGGGGCCGCGUCCUCGCCAGGCCCACCUCCGUUUGGUCUGGUAGAAAAGGGACCAGUUUAUAGAAAGAGCCUAAGAAACAAAAGAGCCCGUCCUCGUGCCCAGAAUGGAGCCACGACAGACAGUGCCCCGCCAAGCUGAGGGGAGGGAGGCCCCGGAGAGGCCCUCAGGCUGGGCGUCGCUUGUCCUGAGCCCCGAGCCCACGCUGCCCGCCUGGGCUCAUCCCACCUGGGCUCCGGCUUUCCGGAAGCAGCGACUCAUUCCCAAUCACUCAGAUUUCCCCAGGAAACACACUCACCUCCCAGCUGCUGGCCUGCUUUCCGAGCCUGUGACGUUUUCAAAGAAAAGGCCACGUCUGCGGGCCGGCACUCCGCCCGCCCGAGGGACAGCAGGCUUGGGGACGGGCAGGGAGGCUGCCCGCGACCCAGCCUGCUCGGUGCGAUGCUGUGUCCUGGAUCCCGAUAGAGACUCCUGCUUGGAAGGUUCCAGCAGCCCAGACAGUCACUGCGGGAAGAUAAGGCACGUGGAGACCAUCCCAAAGCUGCCAGCAGCAGCGCCUGUGAGAUUCUAUGGCGCCAUCCUGCUCGCAGGCAUCAUGCGAAUAAAGGCCCAGCAGCCUGGUGGGGGCCGGAGGGAGGAGGACCUUACAGGUGAUGGGGGGGCCGGAGGAGGUUCCAGCCCGAGUUGCCAGGGCCCCGGCCGAAGCUAGCAGAAUCUGAGCCUCCCCCGGACGCAGCGGCCGUGCCUCCGAAAGGCCGGCACAAGGCCCUGCGGUAGUUUCUCUUGGACGGUGGCUGAGCCAGGCUGCAUCCCCCCCUGCGGCUGCCAACGGCAGGCUACAGCCCCUUCUCUCGGCAUCUCGGCGAAAGCCCCCAGGUGUCUGGUUUGAAUGGAAGGCUCUGGAGCAUGGCCGUCGGAGUUCACGGGAGGUUCACUCAAGGCAAGAACUGACUCCAGAGGUUGAUAAAUGACUGCUGGUCAACACGCCUAGUCCUCUCCUAUCCCCCUGGCCAGGCACAAGUUCGUGCAGUACCGCUGCCUGUCUUUCCUCAUGAGGCCUUCUUAUGGGGAUUUGGUGGAAAAUCAGAAGGUUGGGAGCUCUCUGGGAACAACCCGAGACUCGGCAAGGCCAGGAUGAAUGCAGCCCGCAUGUGAGCCCUGAGCUCGGCUCCCGCAGAGCGUGGGACCUGCUGGGGGUGAGGGUGCAGACCCAAGGGGGCCUCCUCCUGGUGAUCUGAGAGGUGAGAGGUCAGCGGAGGCGGAGGCGGGUGAGGCGUUGGGAGAAGAGCGGGUUCGGUGUGUCUGGAAGGAGGCUUGCCGAUGGAGGCGAAGGAGAGGGCCCCAGGGAGGGAAGCUGUUCCGUUUCCAGGGCUUCUAUCAAGGUCGUUGGUGCCGAUGAAACACCGCCGGCUGGUCCUUGGAGCGAGUCCGUUGCCAGGGAUGUAGCCUCGGCCUCACAAAGCAGCUCCCAAAUGCCAGCAGCAUCCUCACCAGCUGCCAGAGCCCCACCCCGCCCUGCGUGGGAGCAGCUGAGCCCCCACCACCCACCCGCCCUGGAAGCCAGCGGGUCCCACCAUCGCCAAGCACAGGGCAGCCGGCAGCCGGGGUGGAUGGGGAAGUCACCAAAACUAGCCGUGGUCCCCGCCUGAUUCCACUUCGCAAGGGAAACUCGAGGGUUUUUGUUUUUAGGGGGUUUUGCUGGGAUUUGUUUUCUCUCUGCUGAAGAAAGAAGAAAGCGGGAGUCCUGCGUUUUCAGAAGCCUCAGGAAGUCACCACCCUCUGACAGUCAUUGUCUCACUUGGGUCUUAUGGAGUCACCUGUUUCUCGUGCGUGCCGUUCACACCAAAUAAUCGCGAUCUCCAGCUUUCCGGGAAAGCUGAGCCAGGCACCGCCAGGGCUGCGGGAGCAGCGAUGGCUGACAGGCUGUGGAGGAGAGGGACGGGUGGAGGGCCUGCGCCCUGGCCUGACUGAGUGCUGGGAAGUAUUUUACACAUGCUCCUCGAGUUGCCUGGGUUACGUUUUGUGACAUACAGCCGACCGUAAACACGUCCGUCCUUUCCCGUCUGGGGAUCUGUCUAUUCCCGCUGUGAGGAGAUGCAGAACGUCGGGGAAGGGACCCCGAGGUAGGCAGGGAUGAAGCCCGUCGUCAUGGUGACCUCGGUUCCGUUAAUUCUGUGAUGUCCUGGACUCCGGGAGGGUUCCCUGUGCCUCUGUCCGUGAGCAAGUGUCCGUCAGUAACCCCAGAGGUGGGACUCGGCCAUCAAACAGCCUUACGAUGCCCCUACACUAAGGCCCACGGGUCCCAGAGACCUUUUCUAAACCUUAAGGGAGAAAUUAACUCCAGGAGAACAACUGGGUAUACUGGGCUCUUUGUACUUUUUUAUAGAGAACUUUAAUAACUCCGGCCUUCUUUUAAAAUGAGUUUUUAAAAUAAAACCCCUGACAAUUUGAUAAGAUUCCCAUCACACGCUCCCUGUGGGAGGGCUCAGCGGCGGUCAGCAGGGGCGGCCCCGACCUGCACUCCCUCUGCCGGUUUCCCGUGCCGGUGGGGUACGGCGACCUCCUCAGAAAGACGGGAAGUUCAGGUGGAGCAAUUGGCCGACUGACGCCCUCCGUAUUUUUGAUAGACACGAGGGACAGCUGUCUAAGAUCUAGGAACUCGUAGGCCCUGGAAAGAUGGCUUUAUUGUCCCUCUUCCAGAUGCAGCCCUAGGGUAGCACUCACGGGGGUCCCUGAGCCCCUCUCCUUGCUCUGUGUGGCUCUGUGACCACCCUUUGGCGGGGGGGGGGGGGGGAGGGCGCUUCCUCAGCUCUGUCUCCAGUCCCCGGAAGCAUGUCAGCAUCCCUGAGAAGGAAGAGGCAGCAGGCGCCCCCUGGCAUCAUGCAGAGUCCUUUCCUAUGUGCGUAGACGGAGCCCCACUUUUCAGAAAAUAAGUAUCAAGUCCACUUUAUAAGAACCCUUUUUUCUAAAACAAGACAGAGGGUGGCUUCGCACUUUCUGAUUAGACAGCAGUGUCUUGUCUCCGCUGCGGCAUAGCUCGGGAGGGCGUUUCCUGGGGUUGUCCGCAGUGGUGUUGGCGCUCUUCCUGGGAGAACCUGAUUCUUUUCCCGAGGGGGUCAGUGGACGCUGUGAAGUCAUCCAUGAAGGCGGUUAUUCUUUUAGGUCCAAAGGGUCUAAAAACUCACCUCAUAUCCCUUCUCUUAGGGUAUUUCAGAAUAACUUUUCUAGAUGGUCAGAAACACUUGAAAUCAUUGCUUUUGCUACGUAAUAUCGUGUGUGUGUGUGUGGAGGACCUGCCAUGUAAAGUGUUCAUUGGAAACCAUCGCGUAAGACCCCCAGUUCAUGUGAAGGAGGAAGACAGAGACGGAGGUUGAGGUUUCUUUCUUCUGUAUUAGCACCUACGGACAGCUGUAGGCCAGCAGCUGCCUGAUGGCGCUGGGUUUAUAGCGGGCGAGAUGAAUGUAUAAAUUACUGCAUUGCUUUCCUCAAUUCGUAUGACCUCUAACCUUUGUUUGCAUGACAUGCUUUGUUAGAUACAUUAUUAAGUGUGUAUGAAUAAACAUAAUGAUCAUUCCUUAGUGU
Molecule: messenger RNA, 8116 nt
Organism: Myotis daubentonii (Daubenton's bat)
Lineage: Eukaryota; Metazoa; Chordata; Mammalia; Chiroptera; Vespertilionidae
Gene: PRKCA
Product: protein kinase C alpha
Biological process (GO): protein phosphorylation
Molecular function (GO): ATP binding; zinc ion binding; diacylglycerol-dependent serine/threonine kinase activity
Source: RefSeq, a predicted model, not a curated record